Cynara cardunculus var. scolymus (artichoke) is the source of this 942-nucleotide messenger RNA. RefSeq names its product homeobox-leucine zipper protein ATHB-7-like. Gene Ontology annotation, biological process: positive regulation of DNA-templated transcription. The transcript is spliced from 2 exons. Bases 60 to 638 code for a protein of 192 amino acids. Gene Ontology annotation, molecular function: sequence-specific DNA binding; DNA-binding transcription factor activity, RNA polymerase II-specific. The record is from RefSeq and is a predicted model, not a curated record. Gene Ontology annotation, cellular component: nucleus. Lineage: Eukaryota; Viridiplantae; Streptophyta; Magnoliopsida; Asterales; Asteraceae.
AUUCCAUCUUUCCUUUCAUAUUAUAUAUCCCCUGACCUCUUUUCUACCCGAUUUUCCGAAUGAUGUCCGCCGUUAAAACGAGGAAAAACAAGGACGAGGGUCGAAGUCGGUUUAGCAAUGAACAAAUUCAGUUCCUUGAGUACAUGUUUGAGACACAGUCGAGGCCUGAGUUAAGGACGAAGCAACAGCUUGCCAACAAACUCGGGCUUCAUCCUCGUCAAGUAGCCAUAUGGUUUCAGAACCGAAGGGCUCGAUCAAAGUCGAGGCAGACUGAGCAAGAGUACAACCUCUUGAAGCACGACUAUGAGGCUUUGGCGUGUAAAUCGGAGUCUUUGAAAGAAGAGAAUCAGUCCCUUCUGACACAGUUGCAGAUGCUAAGAGAUCUAGCGAAAACGCAGCAAGGGAACAUAACAAUGAGGCCGGACUUCGCCAACAAGAGCAGUAACGAAAAUUUUGAUGAUAAGAUAACCCUGUCAAUGGCGGACAAUUCAAAAGUUCUAUCAGAAAACGAUAACCAAGAAAUUCAUGUCCCAUUUUACGGUGAUACUUCAUAUGUUGGAGAAGAUGGUAAAAUUAUAGAAACCGAAGAGCAUAAGAGCAGGUCUGAUUCAGACCGUCCAAGCUGGUGGGAGUUCUAAUGGCAGUUUUGUAUAGGUUAUCAUACUAGAAUAUUACAGGUUAGAGUAUCUGUGAACUACUGAAAGAGUGUCGCUCAGGAGCAGCCUCUCUUGAGAGAGAGGUAAUGUCUGCGUACAAUCAACCCCCCCCCCCCCAACCUUAUGUUCAUGUGAGAUAUAUUGGGUUUGUUUAGCUUGGUUUGAUUUACUGAACGAGUGUUGCUCUCAUUUCAACAUAUAUUAUUUGCUGAAUACAUUACCAGCUAGUAUACGCUUGUAUAAACUAUCACGAGGUUAAUAUACAUGUAUAAAUUUACCGAUGUCU